AUCCCAAUUCGCCCCAGAGCACACAACACCGUCAACAAUCAUGGGUGGUAGCUCGUCGACCUACAUCUCCAAGUCUGGCACGUGCAGCAACGUCAUGGACCAAGUCUCGGCGGCGACCUGCACCGGCACGUGGGACGCCGCGUCCUCCGUGUGCACGAUCUACAACCCGAGCAUCGGCAGCAUCUUUUGCGAAAACCGCUACGGGACGUGGACGCCCAAGGGUGCGGCGCCGGCACCAACGACGACAACACUACCGCCGUUUAUCUUUACGCCACCCCCGACGCCGGCCCCGACGACGGCGCCACCGCCAAAGAAUUCGCCCGACUGCAAGUGUCCUCCGGGACGCGCAUCCUCGGGCUGCUCGGCCGAGGGCUUUUGCAACGGCUGCUAUUUGCCGACACCGAGUGGCGGUGUCGUCUGCUUUGGCUCGGCGCCCGCCUCCAUGUGCCAAAACCCGGGCAUGAAGUGGUGCGGCUACUAGUGCAGUACGAUCCAAAUGUCUGCUUGACCAGCAGCAUUGUACCAUCGUUGUGAAAUUCACGUCGUAUUGAACGUCUCAGCACAA
This is a messenger RNA of Saprolegnia diclina VS20, 565 nucleotides long. RefSeq lists its product as hypothetical. Bases 41 to 481 code for a protein of 146 amino acids. Lineage: Eukaryota; Oomycota; Saprolegniomycetes; Saprolegniales; Saprolegniaceae. The record is from RefSeq and is a predicted model, not a curated record. The transcript has a single exon.